Onychostruthus taczanowskii (white-rumped snowfinch) is the source of this 2594-nucleotide messenger RNA. Its product is annotated as protein-tyrosine kinase 2-beta-like. The record is from RefSeq and is a predicted model, not a curated record. Gene Ontology annotation, cellular component: cytoskeleton; focal adhesion. Gene Ontology annotation, molecular function: protein tyrosine kinase activity; ATP binding. The annotation marks the transcript as partial. Lineage: Eukaryota; Metazoa; Chordata; Aves; Passeriformes; Passeridae. Gene Ontology annotation, biological process: signal complex assembly; protein phosphorylation. The transcript has 25 exons.
UCCCGCAGGAGGUUCUACAAGGACAUGCCCCAGAACGCGCUGGACAAGAAAUCCAACUUCGAGUUCCUGGAGAAGGAGGUGGGGCUGGACCUCUUCUUCCCCAGCCAGAUGCAGGAGAACCUGAAGGUGAGGGGCACCUGGGUGUGGAGGUUCUACAAGGACAUGCCCCAGAACGCGCUGGACAAGAAAUCCAACUUCGAGUUCCUGGAGAAGGAGGUGGGGCUGGACCUCUUCUUCCCCAGCCAGAUGCAGGAGAACCUGAAGGAGGUGGGGCUGGACCUCUUCUUCCCCAGCCAGAUGCAGGAGAACCUGAAGCAAGGAUGGAACAUCACCGUGGACCUGGUCAUCGGCCCCAAGGGCAUCCGCCAGGUGACCAGCAAGGACACCAAGCCCACCUGCCUGGCGGAAUUCCGGGACAUCAAAUCCAUCCGGUGCUCCGCAGCGGAGGACGGCCAGGCUCUGCUGCAGCUGGGGCUCAGCGGGACCCCCCAGUCGCUGGCCAUCAAGACGUCGUCGCUGGCCGAGGCGGAGAACAUGGCCGACCUCAUCGACGGAUACUGCCGGCUGCAGGGCGGCUCCGAGGAGUCGCUGAUCGCCUUCCCCGGGAAAGAUCGCGAGAAGAGGAUCAGCCUCCCACAGAUCCCGGCCCCGAAUCUCGGGGAGAGGCAUUCCACGCUCUCCCACAGCGUCAGCGGCGAUUCCGAAAUUUACGCGGAAAUCCUGGAUGAAUCCUCAAGGCCGAGAUCCGGAACCACGGGCAUCCCCCGGUUAUUCCGGGCGGACCUUCCCUUGGAACCACCCGCGGUCACGGAAUCUCCUCCCCCCUUCCCGCCCCCCCCCCCCCCAAACCGGGAGAAAUUCCUCAGCGAAGCCGUGCUGAUGAAGAAGCUGGACCACCCGCACAUCGUGAAGCUCAUCGGCAUCGCCGAGGAGGAGCCCACCUGGAUCAUCAUGGAGCUCUAUCCCUACGGAGAGCUGGGCCAGUACCUGGAGCAGAACCGGCUGGGCCUGGCCGUGCCCACCCUGGUGCUGUACGCGCUGCAGGUCAGCAAGGCCCUGGCCUACCUGGAGGCCAUCAACUGCGUCCACAGGGACAUCGCCGUCAGGAACAUCCUGGUGGCCUCCCCGGAAUGCGUCAAGCUCGGAGACUUCGGCCUCUCCCGCUACAUCGAGGAUGAGGAAUACUACAAAGCUUCCGUCACCCGCCUGCCCAUCAAGUGGAUGUCGCCGGAAUCCAUCAACUUCCGGCGCUUCACCACGGCCAGCGACGUCUGGAUGUUCGCCGUGUGCAUGUGGGAGAUCCUGAGCUACGGGAAGCAGCCGUUCUUCUGGCUGGAAAACAAGGAUGUGAUCGGAGUCCUGGAAAAGGGGGAUCGGCUUCCCAAACCCGACCUGUGCCCGCCCGUGCUCUACACGCUCAUGACGCGCUGCUGGGACUACGAUCCCGGGGAAAGGCCCAAAUUCCAGGAGCUGGUCUGCAGCCUGAGUGACAUUUACCUGAUGGAGAAGGAGCUGGCCAAGGAGCAGGAGAGGAACAACCGGCACCGCCCUCCCAAAAUCCUGGAGCCGCCGGCAUUCCAGGAGCCGCCUCCCAAGCCCAGCAGGCCCGUGUACAAGCCGCCAUCCCAGAAUAACCUCCUGGCUCCCAAGCUGCAAUUCCAGGAGGAGGAUUUCCAGCGUCCGGGCAGCCGCGAGGAGGCGCAGCAGCUGCUGGAGCUGGAGCGGCUCCGCGUGGAGCGCGCCAUGGAGCGCCAGCAGAAGGAGAUGCUGGAGGAUCACCGCUGGCUCCGCCAGGAGGUCCAGAGCCUGGUGAGACCCCCCCCGCCAUCCCAAAAUAUCCCUCGGAAAUCCGGGAAAGGAGCGGGAAUCCCACUCCUCCCGGAGAAGGAGACGGAUUACACGCAAUUCACGGGGCCGCCCCAGAAGCCUCCGAGACUCGGGGCUCAGCCCAUCCAGCCGGCGCCCACGGCCAACCUGGACCGCACGGACGAUCCGGUCUACGGGAAUGUCAUGGAUCUGGUGCGGGCCGUGCUGCAGCUGAAGAACCAGAUCAGCCAGGUGCCCCCCGAGGGAUACAUCCUGGUGGUCAAGAACAUCGGCCUUUCCCUACGGAAGCUCAUCGGGAGCGUUGACGACAUCCUUCCCAACCUUCCGUCCUCUUCCCGCACCGAGAUCGAGGGCACCCAGAAGCUCCUCAACAAGGACCUGGCCAACCUCAUCAGCAAGAUGCGCCUGGCGCAGCAGAAUUCCGGCACUUCCCUGAGCGCGGAAUUCCAGCGGCAGAUGCUGACGGCUUCCCACGCCCUGGCCGUGGACGCCAAGAACCUUCUGGACGCCGUGGACCAGGCCAAGCUCCAGGCCGAGCUGGUCAAGCCGUGCUCGGAAUGAGGUGGAAAAUUCCGGAUGCCGGGAGGAGUCGGCUCCUGGCGGCGCCUCCCGUUGGGAUUUUUUCCCCCCGCUCUCCCUCUUCCCGCUCCUCCUGCAGCCGCCUCGUGUCUGUCAGUGUCGCGUCGCUCUUCGGAAGGCGGGAGGCAUCCGGUGGGGUUUUCCUCGGAAAAAAAAAAAAAAAAAAAAAAAAAAAAAAAAAAAAAAGG